Messenger RNA from Ostrea edulis (European flat oyster), 1691 nucleotides. RefSeq lists its product as uncharacterized. Gene Ontology annotation, cellular component: membrane. The transcript has 2 exons. The coding region runs from base 102 to 1130 and encodes 342 amino acids. NCBI's taxonomy places the organism in Eukaryota, Metazoa, Mollusca, Bivalvia, Ostreida, Ostreidae. Gene Ontology annotation, biological process: neuropeptide signaling pathway. Gene Ontology annotation, molecular function: G protein-coupled peptide receptor activity. The record is from RefSeq and is a predicted model, not a curated record.
UACUUCAGCUUGUGAUUUCUCAUCAUUCUCCUCCAAACAUUAGCAACACUGGAAAAGGUGUGGUGUUAAAAAAUACUAGUGUAUACUCAGUGCAUCAUAAAAUGGAGAAAUGUUAUGCUGCGACAUUUCUACUCCGCAAAAGGUGGCCAAAUGAUACUGCUCUGAUGGAUUUAAACGAUGAAAUCGUCAGACGGAAUGCCGUCCCUUUAGUGGUUCUUGGGGCUAUUUUCCUUUUAGGACUACCGGCAAAUUCCAUCAUGAUGCACAUAUUUCGGACAGCUUUCAAAAAAACUGCUUAUAGAUUAGUUUCAAUUUGGCUUGCGUCCCUUGGAUUGACUACCGUUCUCUUUGUUGUGCCCAUCACAGCAUUCCUAUUGUUGUGGGAAAUAGAUCACCCGUCCGACCUACAGUGUAAAAUCUGCGUUUUCCUUUCGGCAUCCCAAGUCGUUUUUUGCCAUCUUAUACUUUUUGUUAUAGCCGUGGAAAGAUACCGAAAGGUGUUUUAUCCCUUUCAAUGGCAAAUCAAGGAAAAGGAAAUUAAUUUCUACCAUAUCAUUGCAUUGCUAAUUGCUGUUGCAGCUGCAGCGCCACAUGCCAUAUUUGUUGGACAUCGCACUGUUCCAACGGGAAUACAAGGUCUGAAUGCCACUUUCUGUUUCAUAUCCAACAGUUACAUGGACUCCGACAUGCCUGCAGUGUAUUACGUCACGCUGAACCUCGUCUCCUUCAUUGUCACGGUUUGCAUUAUAGUCAUGUACGGACGGAUCAUCCACCUCAUAAGGUAUUACAGAAAACAAGCACAAAGGAAUGAUAUAUUUCCCGAGAGCGACCAGAACAACCCAGUAUGCUUUGCGAGCGCAACUCGAAUUCUGGAAACGAGGCGGACGACCGUUACCCUAUUCGCGUCAACGUUGACGUUUAUCGUCACUACGUUUCCUUUCACCGUCACCGCCAUGACGCUUUUGUUCAAAACAGACGUGUUCUGCACCGCUGAUAAAACUAUCUUCAUUUCCGAAGUGAAGUCAAGCAGCUGUGUUCAAGGGUACACGCCAAUAACCCACGCCAACGAUUUUAGAUAUUGCUGUAUCCAGCGUAAAUUUGGCAACACCUACUACGCUGUAUGUGCAUGAUAAUACCGGUAUAUGUGCAUGAUAAUACAUGUGCAUGAUAAUACCGGUAUAUGUGCGUGAUAAUACCGGUACAUGUGCAUGAUAAUACCGGAACAUCGUUCAUGAUAAUACCGGUACAUCGUUCAUGUCUAGAUUCACCUUCUUAAGUUGCCUAAGUUUUUGUGCGAUCAUGGUUAGAAUUCCAGCACACAGUUUACUAGAUUCUUUAAUCUACGUUCUCUCCAGGAGGAAAGGUAUUAACAGGAAACGAAAACGGUUCGAUAAAAACGAUUUUUCUUCUGGUGCGCCUUUUGCAUCGUGUGCUGUGCCCCUCAUCCGAAAUACACGUCUUCCCUGAUGUUCUCAUGGACUAACCUCUUAUUUGCAUACCCUGUGGGGACCUCAUGCAUUAAGGCAUCCACAUCUGAGUGACACUCAAACUGGUUCUGUGUUAGCUGUUAUAUAUUACAACUGAAAAUGAUUUAUUUUGUUAUCCUAACAAAUAACAAUGCAAGGGAAAAAACCCCAAAUUAUAUUGUUCUUAUAACAAAUAAAAAUAUAAUAAAUAUGUUUACGCCAAAA